AUGAUAGCUGAGCUCUAUUUGUACAACAAUAGUUUCAAAGGAACUAUCCCUUCUACUCUUGGUAACUGCAGUUACCUUCCUUACCUUGGACUUGAUUACAACAUGCUGCAUGGCUCCAUACCUCAAGAACUCAUGGAAGCUCGGUCUCUGGUUUCCUUAAAUGUUUCGUAUAAUAAUCUGACUGGAGAUUUACCAAGCGAGGUGGGAAAGCUGGAGAAUCUUAUUCAGCUAUACGUUUCACACAACCAGUUAUCAGGACAUAUACCGCAAACCCUGGGGAGCUGUCUCUCCUUGGAAGAUAUUAGUUUAAAUAGAAACUUAUUUGAAGGAAGCAUCAUUAAUAUCAGAGAUCUGAGGGACCUUAAACUCUUGGAUCUGUCCAACAACAAUCUAUCUGGCUCUAUACCUGGAUAUCUAGUAAACCUCUCCUCUCUUGAAUAUGUAAACCUCUCUGUGAAUAGCCUUGAAGGGCCAGUACCAACUGAAGGAGCAUUUCGAAACUUCAGCCAAUUUUCUAUAUUUGCAAACAUAAAUCUCUGUGGGGGCAUUCCUGAACUACAGCUAAAGCCAUGCUCCGUGCUAGGAGAGAUUAAAAGAGUGAAAAAGAAAAAAAUAGUCAUUGGCAUUGGUGCAGGUGUUGCUUUGUUUGUACUUUCGGUAAUAAUCGGUAUCAUCUCUCGGUGUUGGUUCAAGAAACGUAACAAAAACGACAGGGUUAACAAUAUGUAUAGUUCCACAGCUGUGCAUGUACAUGAAAGGGUAAGUUACGAGGAGCUUCAUAAUGCAACUGGUGGGUUUUCUGUGGGAAACACCAUUGGGUCAGGGAAAUUUGGUGUUGUCUAUAAAGCAUUGCUCGGUGCUGUGAACAGAGCUGUUGCCAUCAAAGUGUUGAAUCUCAGUAAGCCUGAAGCUGCCAAGAGUUUUAGCGCAGAGUGUGAAGCCUUGAAGGGUGUAAGGCAUCGCAACCUUGUGAAGCUUGUAACAGCUUGCUCCAGCGUCGAUUACAAAGGUAAUGAGUUCAGAGCCUUGGUGUAUGAUUUCAUGCCGAAUGGAAGCUUGGAUAUGUGGCUGAACCGAGAAGGGACGAGCGAUACAACCUCAAGGCCCUUGACCCUUCGUGAAAGGUUUAAUAUAGUGAUAGACGUGGCAUCUGCGUUGGAGUAUCUUCAUGUUAAUUGUCAUGACCCUAUAGCUCAUUGCGAUCUUAAGCCAAGCAAUGUACUUCUGGAUGAUGAUCUAACAGCACAUGUUAGUGACUUUGGUCUAGCUCGACUGCUCCUCAAAUUCGACCAUGAGUCCUUCCUCAAUCAACUCAGCUUGGCCGGCGUUAGAGGAACCAUUGGCUAUGCCGCACCAGGUAAAGAGUAUCACACAUUUGUCAUGUUAAUAUGACAAGAAACAUUAUGUAUAUUUUUAUCACUCCAAUCUUUUUUAUGUGAAUUUUUGGUGCAGAAUAUGAAAUGGGAGGACAACCAUCAAUACAUGGUGAUGUGUAUAGUUUUGGAAUCCUCUUUUGGAAAUGUUCACAGGGAAACAACCAACCAAUGAGCUAUUUGAGGGAAGUUUUACACUAUACAGCUACACCAAGUCAGCAUUGCCUGAGAGAGUAAUGGACAUUGUAGACACAUUGAUUCUUCAGAGAGGUCUCUGAGUUGGUUUCCCUGUUUCUGAGUGCUUGACAAUGGUCUUGGAGUUGGGAUUUAGGUGUUGUGAGGAACUUCCGAGGAACCGGUUGGCCAUAAGUGAAAUUGUAAAAGAGUUAUUCAUAAUCAGAGAGAGGUUCUUUAAAACCAGAAGAACCGCCGGACGUUGAAGUGUUUUGGUUUCCUCUACAACAUAUGAAAUCUUCAAAGGUUAAUAUCACAAGGCCUAGCCAUGAAAUAAUGUCAUUUAUUAGCAUAUACAUAUAUAUGCUCCAAGACUUCGUGUUAUCAACUACUUGAUUAUUUGCAGAAAAAAUAGUAUGUUUUGGUACCAUCUUUAUGAUUAAUAAUGCUGAAUCUUCCCUUUAAAUUCUCAGUUGUUUUUGAUGUUUUUUCCCCUUGGCGGCGAUGACAAGUUUUUCAAAUUUAGACUUUUCUUAAACUCUAUAUGUUUGUUU
Molecule: messenger RNA, 2101 nt
Organism: Brassica napus (rape)
Lineage: Eukaryota; Viridiplantae; Streptophyta; Magnoliopsida; Brassicales; Brassicaceae
Product: putative receptor-like protein kinase At3g47110
Exons: 1
Coding region: 1-1392 (463 amino acids)
Biological process (GO): protein phosphorylation
Molecular function (GO): ATP binding; protein binding; protein kinase activity
Source: RefSeq, a predicted model, not a curated record